CCGCUGUGCGACCCGGAAGUCCUGCGUUUCCUGUUGUCGCAUCACUCGCGUGUCGUGUCUGUCAGCUAGCUGUUACUUAUAUAAACAACCCGAAUUAAAAUAUGAAACACUUGACAGGAGAGUGACAAUAAACACGUAUCGCAUGAGGAAUGAGACGGCAUUCAUUUUGCUCACGCUUGUAAACUGCUGUAAAGAAAGUGUUUUGGAAACGCUGCUGUUUACAUGUAACGUUAUUCAAACUGAAAUUCAUAUUGUGAAAGGACGCUUUGUAUUUCUUGCUCAGGACGGACCAUCCGUGAAUAAUCUGCUUCAUCUCUUAGUGUUGGGGAUGUGACCCUCUCUCACAUUAUGGUCUCAGCCACUCAUGUGAUCAUGACUGUCCAUCCCAUCCUGGUCCUGCUGCCCAUUCUGGGGCUCCUUGUGCUUCCAUGUGCACCCUCGCAUUUGGUGAAUGGCCUCAGGAUAGUGGCUAAUGUGCCUAUGAACAACACAAGGGAUUGUAACCUAACCUAUUGUCCUCUGAAUGAAGACUGUACGAAGGCUAUUCCUAAUAAAAAUCAAUCUGUGUGUUUUCUGAUCAGCUGUGCGAAUAAUACCCAGAACUUUUCUUGUGAAAAUAUCACAGAUUUCGACGACAUGUUAGCGGAACCAAGUGUGAGCACAAAUGACUCAAUCCAUGUGGGCAAAAAUCAGACUGAUAAAUCAGCACUUCCCCAUCAGUCUGCUAGCAACAACUCUUCACCUAAUUUAACACAACUGUUACCUAACGUCUCGAUCUCCAGGACUUCCACUACCACAGAAUCGACCACUUUAAAAAUGAACUUUACGACUAUAGCGACCAUCAACCUGCAGACAAAUACAACAGAGAAAGCCACCACAGCUGAUGCAGUGUCAAAACUAGCGAUCACCGCAACCAUUCCGACAACACUAGCCGUGACGUUCAACACCAUAACUACACCUGAACCAACCACAACUAGCCCUAAACCAUCUCCAACAACUACCAGCACAACCACCACCCCCACAACAGUUGCACAAACCAUGAUUCCACAACAGCCUUCUUUACCGUCCCAAUCAGGGACCAAUAUGUCCGCCAGCAUUUCACCAUCAGUGCCUACAACACCUUCAUCCACUCCUUCCACAAAACCAAUCCAAACUUCUGCAGCAUCAUCGGAUGAGAAGAAGCCAACACAGACCAUGCCAAAAACCUCAUUGAGCCCCUCAGUAGUGGCGUCUGCACUGCCUAAGGACAUUCCCAAAAGGGACCAAGCCAUGAUUGAUGUGGCCGGGGACCCUUUGACCAGCCACCUGUUGAACACAAGCUCCUUGUUGGCAGUUCUUCUGUUUGGCCUCCUCUUCUUCGUGGUCACGGUGGCGCUGUUUCUCAAACAAGCAUACGAGAGUUACAAGCGGAAGGACUACACUCAGGUCGACUAUCUCAUCAAUGGAAUGUACUCCGAUUCGGGGGUCUGACCGGGAUUGUGUGGUUUACAUUUCAGUAUAUUUCCAUUUUCAAAGGUUGGUAGCUGAUUGACUUUGGUUUAAGACCCCUUGGUAGCACUCAAACGCUUGAAAGAGAAUCCAGCUGGUGCUCGAGUGAGUUGGUAUGAUGUGUAUCUUUUGUUUCUAUGCAGAUUUAGCUUCCACGUAAUUCUUGGCACAUGGGGCUGAAGCCUUAGUAUUAACUUAGCCCUCAACCUUCGUUCAACGAAUGUCAUUAUAAGGGAUUCAUAGUGCAAUACAUGGAAAUGUUUUGUCUAAUCUGUCAUGUCCAGUGUUUCAUCUGCGGCUGAUGAUAUUGGCUGCAAUAAUUGCCUUUUUAUGUUUGUCGGAACAGUUCAGGAACAUUCAAAGAAUUGUUUGAAUUAAUGCCUUUUUUUUUUUUUGUAUGUGUGUGAGGUAUAAAUGCCAAACCAGGAGAUGUGACACAGAAGCACAUUAUUGUAAAGCCAAGGGAAUAACUCAGCCAUUGUGUAUUUAGUGUCUGGAACAAAGAACAGAUCAGAGGAAGGGAUGAAGUAUGAUACUUUGAUAUGUGCCAAAUUGAUUUUGUAAGUCUUAAUAGCUGCACUGUUAAAAAGAUAUAUAAUAAAGAAAAAACCUACUUUGCA
Molecule: messenger RNA, 2108 nt
Organism: Onychostoma macrolepis
Lineage: Eukaryota; Metazoa; Chordata; Actinopteri; Cypriniformes; Cyprinidae
Exons: 5
Coding region: 349-1470 (373 amino acids)
Source: RefSeq, a predicted model, not a curated record